AUGUCGCUCUCAAGGCUAGCCUCCUGGUUUCCCCACGUCAAGGCGCCCGUCAUCAUCAAUGCGCCGAUGCUCGGCUCAGCCGGCGCCGCCAUGGCAACUGAGGUCCAUAAGGCCGGUGGCUUCGGUUUCAUCGCUGCGGGCUUCGACUUCUCCGAGUCUUCCACCCAGUUAAAGGACCUAGACAAGGCCCUCACGCAAGCCCGCACCCUCCUCUCCUCCCCCGCCGCCGACGGCACCAACCCCCUCCCGCUCGGCGUGGGCCUCAUCACAUCCCACGAGACGGCACCCCACUUCACCGCCAACGUUCUCCCAAUUCUCGUCCGCCACCGCGUCGCAGCAGCCUGGCUCUUCGCCCCGCAUCCGGAGACCAAGCCCCACAGCAUCAUCAUUGCCGCGCUCCGCAAGGAGGGGACUAAGGUCUUUGUCCAAGUAGGCAAUGUUGCCGCUGCGCGAGAGGCGGCCGCUGAUGGUGCAGACGUGAUCGUCGCGCAGGGCGUCGACGCGGGAGGACACCAGUUCUCGCGCGGAUGCGGCGUCGUGGCGCUCGUGCCGGAGAUCAAGGCUAUGCUAGCAGCCGAGUUCCCCGAACGGGAGAUUGUAGUUGUGGCGGCUGGCGGGAUUGUUGAGGGGAGCGGUGUAGCCGCCGCGUUGGCGCUGGGUGCAGAGGGUGUGGUCAUGGGCACGCGAUUCGUUGCUACGAAUGAGGCCAUGAGUGCACAACUGCACAAGGAGAUUAUUGUGCAGACGCGGGACGGCGGUGUGAGCACUUGGAAGUCGGAUUUCCAUGAUAAGCUUGUGGAUAACAAGCUUUGGAAGGACGGGUACGAUGGCCGGGCCAUCGUGGGCGAUAUCCAUCGCGAGUAUCACGCGCUCGGUGGUAAGACAGCAACGGUGGAGGAGAGCCGGGAGAGGUUGCGUACAGGAUGGAGUGAGGACGAAGGGAAGAAAAUGAUUGGAAAGUGGGCGGGUGCCGGAGUGGGACUUGUCAGAGAAAUCAAGCCGGCUGGAGAAGUGGUCGUUGAGGUGAGAGAGGCUGCGAGUAAGAGAAUCCAGGAGUUGGCUGGUUUGAUUUAA
Messenger RNA from Colletotrichum spaethianum, 1074 nucleotides. Its product is annotated as nitronate monooxygenase. Lineage: Eukaryota; Fungi; Ascomycota; Sordariomycetes; Glomerellales; Glomerellaceae. Gene Ontology annotation, molecular function: nitronate monooxygenase activity. Bases 1 to 1074 code for a protein of 357 amino acids. The record is from RefSeq and is a predicted model, not a curated record. The transcript has 2 exons.